AUGGAGUACGGCAACAACGUAUUCAUCCACUGCAAGGCGGGCAGAGGUAGAAGCGGUGCCGUUGCAAUCUGCUGGGUUGCCUAUCACCACCGACUCUCACUGGAGGCAGCUCAACAAUAUCUGCUGGAACGCAGAAGUAAAGUAAGAAAAACACUAUACAAGCAAAAGAAUGUAAAUGCUUUCUAUUCAAAGUAUUGUUUAAAUAGAUCACCAUUAUAA
This is a messenger RNA of Heterostelium album PN500, 219 nucleotides long. RefSeq lists its product as uncharacterized. Gene Ontology annotation, molecular function: phosphatidylinositol-4,5-bisphosphate 5-phosphatase activity; protein tyrosine/serine/threonine phosphatase activity. Bases 1 to 219 code for a protein of 72 amino acids. The transcript has a single exon. The record is from RefSeq and is a predicted model, not a curated record. Gene Ontology annotation, biological process: dephosphorylation. Lineage: Eukaryota; Evosea; Eumycetozoa; Acytosteliales; Acytosteliaceae.